This is a messenger RNA of Cyclopterus lumpus (lumpfish), 705 nucleotides long. Its product is annotated as histone H2B-like. Gene Ontology annotation, molecular function: DNA binding; protein heterodimerization activity; structural constituent of chromatin. NCBI's taxonomy places the organism in Eukaryota, Metazoa, Chordata, Actinopteri, Perciformes, Cyclopteridae. Gene Ontology annotation, cellular component: nucleosome. Bases 5 to 514 code for a protein of 169 amino acids. The transcript has a single exon. The record is from RefSeq and is a predicted model, not a curated record.
GCGCAUGCUCAGUCUCGAACACAAAGCGCAGCCAAUCCUGUGCGAGCGACGGCACAGUCUCAUUAGCAUCACGGGCGCAUAUACACAGCUCAGGAGCGACACUGAGUCUUCAGUUAAACUAAGAUACUUGAACCAAGAUAACAUGCCGGAACCCAGCAUGAAAGCGCCCAAGAAGGGCUCCAAGAAGGCCGUCUCAAAGGCCACUAAGACCGGCAAGAAGAGGAGGAAGUCCCGGAAGGAGAGCUACGCCAUCUACGUGUACAAGGUGAUGAAGCAGGUCCACCCCGACACCGGCAUCUCCUCCAAGGCCAUGGGCAUCAUGAACUGCUUCGUGAGCGACAUCUUUGAGCGCAUCGCCGGCGAGGCCUCCCGGCUGGCUCACUACAACAAGCGCUCCACCAUCACCUCCAGGGAGAUCCAGACCGCCGUCCGCCUGCUGCUGCCCGGGGAGCUGGCCAAGCACGCCGUGUCUGAGGGCACCAAGGCCGUGACCAAGUACACGAGCUCCAAGUGAAGCUGCUGCUAGACCUCCAGCACAACGGCUCUUUUGAUCUGUAUCCAAGUUCUUUAAUUAUUUGUAUAUUUAUAAUCUAUAUGUUCAUCUUUAAUAUUUAUUAUAUUUAACAUCAAACACUGUAAAUGGUCCAAUGUUAUACAUGCAUUGUCAAAGUAUAUAAAGUUAUUAAACCAGAAUAAUUGAUGCCA